UGCCCCAUCAUUGGUGUCAGUGGGAGGAAUAGUGCCCCAUCAUUGGGUGUCAGUGGGAGGAAUAGUGCUCCAUCAUUGGUGUCAGUGGGAGGAAUAGUGCCCCAUCAUUGGUGUCAGUGGGAGAAUAGUGCCCCAUCAUUGGUGUCAGUGGGAGGAAUAGUGCCCCAUCAUUGUGUCAGUGGGAGGAAUAGUGCCUCAUCAUUGGUAUCAGUGGGAGGAAUAGUGCCCCAUCAUUGGUAUCAGUGGGAGGAAUAGUGCCCCAUCAUUGGUGUCAGUGGGAGGAAUAGUGCCCCAUCAUUGGUGUCAGUGGGAGGAAUAG
Staurois parvus is the source of this 319-nucleotide messenger RNA. The record is from the annotation of a GenBank genome assembly. NCBI's taxonomy places the organism in Eukaryota, Metazoa, Chordata, Amphibia, Anura, Ranidae.